Anguilla anguilla (European eel) is the source of this 2914-nucleotide messenger RNA. RefSeq names its product FAST kinase domains 2 (gene fastkd2). Gene Ontology annotation, biological process: regulation of mitochondrial mRNA stability; mitochondrial RNA processing. Gene Ontology annotation, cellular component: ribonucleoprotein granule; mitochondrial matrix. Gene Ontology annotation, molecular function: RNA binding. Lineage: Eukaryota; Metazoa; Chordata; Actinopteri; Anguilliformes; Anguillidae. Bases 84 to 2099 code for a protein of 671 amino acids. The transcript is spliced from 12 exons. The record is from RefSeq and is a predicted model, not a curated record.
GUGUCUAACCUGUCAUGUCUGCCCCCUACUAGCAUGUGAAAGUUACCACUUAUCGUGUCGAAAUUCAUCAAGAUAUAAAGAGGAUGGCGGCCCAUAAAUUAGGACAUUGCUUGUUCAGGUGCACAGCACCACUGCGCAGUGACAGACUACUUUGGCAAAGCUGUAGUUUCCAGGGACUACGGGGCAACUUUUUAGCACACGGCGGGCAGCUACAUGCAGGACUCUCUUGUUUUUUGACCGCGGCCCAGACGGGGAGGUCACCGGCAGGCUAUCGCGGGAACGCUGUCAGAUUUUACUCUCGGGACGGGGCUGGCUGGCAGGGCCUAAGCGGUGCUGCGGGGCAGUCUCUCAGCUCACAGAACCCUGGUGACGCUACGGAUUUUCCCUCCCCGGCCGCGGUGAGCGUAGCCGCCGCUGUCACCGAGACGACAGAGAGGACGGUGCCAUUCUACGUCCAGCUGAAGGAGUGCCAUUCUCCCGCGGACGUGCUGGACCUGGCGGGCCGCUACACGAUGACGUUACGGAGAGUUAGCAGCAGCCUGAGCCGCAUCUGGGAGACCACCAAGAAGAUGUCGGAGGAGCAGAGGCGGUACGAGCGGCAGCUGAUGCUCGAUCACCCCGCCUUCGAGCAGCUGUGCGCGUGCGCCGUGAAGGGCGCGGCCAGGAUGAGGAGCGAUGACCUCACCUUCAGCCUGCUGGCCGUGGUGAAGCUGGGGAUGCCCCAGCGCAGCCGGCUGGUGCAGACGCUCCUGCGCGCCACACAGGAAAAGCUGAAUGAGUUUGAUGAGAAGGCCCUGUCGGUGCUGGCCGCCUUCCUGGGUGACAUGAAGAGCUGCAAGAACGUGGACGCGCUCAGGAAUGGGCUUAGGCUGGUGGUGGAGGAUCGGGUUUCGGGGAUCGAGAGCGUGGUGGCGCUGCAGAACCUGAUGCGCUGCGUCGGGCGGGACGCGCCCCUGACCCUGAAGAGAAAGCUGGAGAAUAAAGCCCUGUCCAUGGUGGAUCAGUUCAGCCUCCCCAAUGCCCAGUACAUGGUCAUCACUUUGGCUGCCAUGCAUUUCACCUCAAAGCCCCUGCUGGACAUCUGCAGCAAGAAAAUCGCAGAGAGCAUCCACACCAUUCCGCCCUUCAGACUGAUGGACAUUGUGAAAGCCUGCAAGGACCUGCGCUACAGGGACCCGCACCUUUUCUCGGCUGUAGCCGAGCACCUGACGGCCAUCUUCGACAUGUGGAGCAACAAGCAGUUGAUCCUCUUCCUGUUGAUGUUCGAGGACCUUAAAUUCCGCCCAGUGGCCCUUUUGGACAGGCUCCUGGAGAGAGUAAUCCAGGAUCCAAACUCUCUGACCCUGAAGGAUGUCCUUAGUGUUCUGAAAGUCUAUUCACAGCUUAACCACGUUCCUGAAAACCACAAACAAGAGUUCCUCGAGAGGAUGACCAGUGUCUUGGAAUCCUACCUUCUCAAGAUGGCUCCCACAGACCUGCUGAGGGGAGUCUUUUCCCUGUGCAUUCUGGGACACUUCCCCCUUGCCCCACUUGAAAGGUUACUCCACAGAGAGACCCUGGAUGAGCUUACCAAAGGCGGCCAGGUCGUGCAGACGAACCAGCGAAGGUUGCAUUACGUGGACCUUUGUUUGAAGCUGGACCGUCCACCUUUACCUGAGGCCCUCACUGUGCCCCCUGGCACCAUUGACCCGCCCCUCACUAGCCAGACAGUUACCCGGGAUUGGGGGAAGCUAAUACAAAGGAUAGCAGGAGAUGCUGUACUACAGGAGGGCGUGGUGCUGGAAAAAAGCUACUUCAUAGACUGCGUGAUUACGCUGCCCCUGAAAAGGACAGACCUGAGCUCGCCGUCUGAAGGAGAACGUGCCUCUCCAGAGCCCCGUCAGAGGGUGGCGGUGCUCUUCGCGCCCCCGUCGUUCUUCUGCCUCGGGACGUCCCACCCCCGUGGCAGGCUGGUCAUGAUGAUGCGGCACCUGAGGGCCCUGGGCUACACACCUGUCCUGCUGCCGGAGCAGGAGUUUGACGUGCUGUCGGAAGAGGAGCGGGCGGAGAGGUUGAAAAGCCUGAUCUUCCCGGCGAAAGAGGAAGUCGGCGCCGUGUGACCGCGGACCGGGAGAGAGCGGGAGCCGAGUCCGACCGCGGAGGGGGACCUCAGGCCAGUCCUGUUCACGCGGCACUAUGUUGGGUGGUAUCCAGAGAGGGACGCUGGCCUGUGGUUUUGCUUCACACGUCACACAAACUGUCCUCAGAGGACCUGGGGACUCUUUCCAGCAGUCUCCAUGGCGUGUAGUGCAAUGCCAGCAAUCCUGCUGAAUUAAAUCAGAAAAGCUCACAUCAGUACUGUCGUUUUAUUAUUAUUUUAAAAUUUUUAUUUACACUUUAUCAUAAGAGAAGCAUCUUAAUGGGGUGGCCUGCUGCGUAGCCUUUACAUUGGAGCGCUGCUGUGCUGAUUUAGCCUGGACACGGCGUUUGCGGCUUCCUCUGAGCUGUUCGACAAGAUAUCCUGAGAGGAAAUGUGAGAGUCUGCCAAGUGUUAUUCAGAUUCUAAUUAUUAGGUAUUAUGGGUAACCUGUAAGUUAUUCAUAAUGUCCUUUGAUUGGCACUUGGGGGGGUGGGUGGACUGGGGAGACACCUCAUUGGCUUUUACUGUCUAUUGAAGCAAUUAGAAAUUUGAUCUCCCAGAUCUCCACGCAAUGUGUUCUCAAGUUUAAUUCACUGGCAUUGAACUGGGAUAUUGGGCAUCCCAGAAACAGUGUUGAGACUAGUGUUGAUGUGGGUUUUUAACUGCUGCAGUUGUCCGUGCUGUCUGAAGAAGAAUUUGUUUACCGGGAGCAAUAAUGAAAUAAGCAUAUUUGUAUAUGUGCGGUAUGGAAGUGGAUUCAUUAAAUUUUGAAUAUAAAAUAGAUUUACUGCCAAA